Sinocyclocheilus anshuiensis is the source of this 1568-nucleotide messenger RNA. RefSeq names its product phospholipid phosphatase 2a (gene plpp2a). Lineage: Eukaryota; Metazoa; Chordata; Actinopteri; Cypriniformes; Cyprinidae. Gene Ontology annotation, biological process: phospholipid dephosphorylation; phospholipid metabolic process; signal transduction. The record is from RefSeq and is a predicted model, not a curated record. The transcript has 6 exons. Gene Ontology annotation, cellular component: plasma membrane. Gene Ontology annotation, molecular function: phosphatidate phosphatase activity. Bases 225 to 1085 code for a protein of 286 amino acids.
GUAAAGUCGCUUCAAACUGUUCGUGGUUCAGUCUUCACUCUUCACUCUUCACGCGUCUCGUUCACUCGCGUCCGUGAAAUUACGCAGCGCGAGCGCGGACGCGUUACAUCAUCAGCGCACCUUAACGCAGGUGACACAGGGCACCCGGAAGAACACGCGCAUCAACUAUCACACGAGUCACUUGAGUUGCAAUCAAGCCCAGAAGAGCCGAGCAGAUCACAGUCAUGUCAGAGCUCAAGAAGAACAAGUUGUUUAUUGUGCUGAUGGAUGUCGUGUGUGUGCUCGUGGUGGCGAUGCCGUUCAUCAUAAUGACCAUCAUGUUCCGGCCGUACCAGCGUGGCGUUUACUGCGAUGACGAGACCAUCCGUUACCCCUACAGACCAGACACCAUCUCUCACAAAAUGAUGGCGGCCGUUACCAUUUCCUGCUCCAUCAUUAUCAUCACUUCUGGAGAGGCCUGCCUGGUCUACACCAAACGUCUCUAUUCCAAUUCAGACUUCAACCAGUACGCUGCGGCGCUCUAUAAAGUGGUGGGGACGUUUCUGUUCGGCGCGUGUGUGAGCCAGUCUCUGACCGAUAUGGCUAAGUACACCAUCGGACGCUUGAGGCCCAACUUUAUCGCGGUGUGCGCUCCAGAAGUGUGCGAGGGCUACACGCUGGAGAUCAACUGCACGGGAAGCUUUCGCAACGUGACCGAAUCCAGGCUGUCGUUCUACUCCGGUCACUCCUCCUUCGGGAUGUACUGCAUGUUGUUUCUGGCGCUGUAUGUGCAGGCACGUAUGGCAUCCAAGUGGGCCCGCCUCCUCCGGCCCACAAUUCAGUUCUUCCUGGUGGCCUUUGCCAUUUAUGUGGGAUACACGCGUGUGUCUGACUACAAGCACCACUGGAGCGACGUGGUGGUGGGUCUCCUGCAAGGGGCACUGAUCGCAGUCCUCACGGUGCGAUACGUCUCGGACUUCUUCAAAGAGCGCCCCCCUCGCUGUCCGGAUGUUGAAAAUGCUGAAAACGAAGACAGCGAACGUAAGCCCAGCCUUCAGAUCGCAGACACGGACAGAAACCAUUACUCCUACAGCAGGCCUGUAUGAGCGUGACCUUUGAGCUGUGAGAGCACUGGACAGACAGCCACACACUGUACACUGGCACUGACUGCGCUCUCUUCCACAGGACAACACUCCCAUUUCACACAGAGAGAGCGCACGAGUGAAUGCAUGAACUAACACUGAAUAUUCGAUUUUAUACUUCUUUACAGACUGUGUUUAUACCCAGAUUUGUCCUAUGCACGCUCGUAUACGCCAAGUGCACAGAUCGCCUGACAUCUAAUGAACCGUGAGGGACUUUAUUGUAUCAGAGCACAACGACGAACUUCUCCAAGGGGAACUGCUCGUUUCCAUGACAACCUCAAAACCACCGGUUGACAUUUACUGACUCGCUGUACUUCUGCUGUCGGAAGCGAUUCUUUCGGAAUGGGAAAGAAAGUGAACUAUUCUAAGCCAUCAGAAGACAAGAAUUCAUGAACAUGAAACAGAUGCCAAAAAAGGUCUUUCUCACAUUGUCAAUUAGACAUUUUG